GCUCUGGAAGAUGAACAAGUUUUGGAGUCCCCACCCACCACACAAGGUUCCCAAGGCUUGGACCUUGUUGUUUUUAAAGUGCAGUUGAGGAGGGGGACAGGUCUGCCUGGGUGGCAUUUCAGGACCUGGUGGCUUAGUGUCACAGGACUGUAACAAAAGAUUGCUAGGAUUGAAUUAAAGGAACCCUGCUCUAAGACCUUCACGUUAAUAGAGCUUAGACUGCAGGAGCUGAUCAUCAGAGAAAAAUGACCCAGACACAAUUUAUCUGAGUUGCAUCAGGAGGUGCUUUCAGUGCUGAGUGGGAUUCUUUGAGCAACUAUUUGAUUCUAACUGACCAGUAGGACCAUCCUGAAGGACCUUCAGCGGAAAGAGGGAGAUGGGUGCACUGAGCUCCAGCCACCUGGGUGAGAGACAGGGCCAGUACCUGAGAGGCCAGACAGCUGCUUUCCUGAAUCACUUCAUGCCAUAUUACCGAAGGCAACUUGCUAUGACCUUCCUGAAGCAAAUCUCAACUGAGCUGACACCCCAGGGGCAGACAGGAUUCCAGCUACUGAAGAGUGAAAGACCUCCCCGAGCCGUGAUACACGAGGGGAUCCUGACCCACCUGCAAGGGAGCUCCCCAAAGUGGAGGGAAAGUUAUUGUGUCCUGCGUGGAAACUACUCUCUAGAGUGGUUUGGCAGUAAAGAGGUAAAUGUAUUCAUCUUGUUCUCUGCGGGGGCGUGCCAAACACCACUGGCAAUGCUGAUGCCCAGCUGAAUGCUUGAUUCUAGACCCCUUUGCAGUCAGUUUUUUGUAGAGGCAGAAGCGAAAAGAAUAUUGAGCUUGGACCUGGGGGAAACUCUGGAGCCAUGUCAGAGUUGGAGUCAGAGUCAAUGUGCAUUUAUUAUGUACUUACUAUGUGCCAGGCACUGUGCUAAGUACCAACAGUGCCUACUUUUUUUUUAAACCCUUACCUUCUGUCUUGGAAUCAAUACUGUGUAUUGGU
Messenger RNA from Monodelphis domestica (gray short-tailed opossum), 986 nucleotides. The record is from RefSeq and is a predicted model, not a curated record. NCBI's taxonomy places the organism in Eukaryota, Metazoa, Chordata, Mammalia, Didelphimorphia, Didelphidae.